AUGGUUCCCCACGUUCCGCCAUCGUUCCCCACGUCGCCAUCGUUCCCCACUUCGCCAUCGUUCCCCACGUCGCCAUCGUUCCCCUCGUCGCCAUCGUUCCCCCGUCGCCAUCGUUCCCCCGUCGCCAUCGUUCCCCACGUCGCCAUCGUUCUCCCGUCGCCAUCAUUCCCCACGUCGCCAUCGUUCCCCCGUCGCCAUCGUUCCCUACGUUACGCCAACGUGUCCCCCUCGCCAUUGUUCCCCCGGUCUUUCCCCACGUCGCCAUCGUUUCCCACGUCGCCCUCGUUUCCCCCGUCGCCAUCGUUCCCCCCGUCGCCAUCAUCCCCCCCGUCGCCAUCGUUCCCCUGCGUUGCCCUCGCUCCCAACCGCCUGGCCCGUUUCCUUCCGCCGCCCUCGUUUGGGCUCCGCCCCCUCAUUUCCCUCCGCCGCAUAAGUUUCCCCCCUUCGCCCUCGUUCCCCUCCGCCGCGUUUGUUCCUCUCCGCCACUCUCGUUCCUCUCCGCCGCCAUCGUCUCCCUCUUCCCCUUUCGUUUCCCUCUGUCGUGGACAUCCCCCCUCUGCCGCCCUCGUGUCUCUCCGAUCCCCUCCCUUCCCUUCCCUGCUCUCGUUUCCCACCGCCGUUCUCGGGCCUCUUGGUUUCCCUAAUUUCCUCUCUGGAUUUGUGUUUCUUGUUAUGGAGUCGCCCUGUGGCGCUGUUCUGCAGGCGUUAAUUGGCGAGAAACCGGGUCCGCAGAAAAUUCGCUGA
Molecule: messenger RNA, 744 nt
Organism: Closterium sp. Yama58-4
Lineage: Eukaryota; Viridiplantae; Streptophyta; Zygnematophyceae; Desmidiales; Closteriaceae
Source: the annotation of a GenBank genome assembly